Drosophila santomea is the source of this 2071-nucleotide messenger RNA. RefSeq names its product microtubule-associated protein Jupiter (gene Jupiter). The transcript has 7 exons. The record is from RefSeq and is a predicted model, not a curated record. Bases 165 to 1211 code for a protein of 348 amino acids. Gene Ontology annotation, cellular component: nucleus. NCBI's taxonomy places the organism in Eukaryota, Metazoa, Arthropoda, Insecta, Diptera, Drosophilidae.
UGGCAGCCACACUUAAUUCGCCUUUCGAACUGAACGAACGUGCCGCGGCAUCUGCAAUUUCCCGUGCAUUUCCACUUGCAUUUUGUGUGUUUCACUUUGUUGCGUGUGUGCCAGUUUUCUAUUUAAUUGUUACCAAGCGUCCAAUAAGCGACUAAAACAGCAAGAUGAUCUCCAACUUUGAUUGCACCGAUAAUCAGGCCAGCAGCAAGGUGCUGAGGCCUCCGGGCGGCGGAUCGAGCGACAUCUUUGGAUCGGAGAUGCCGCAGACCCCCAGGAACGUGAAGAAUCGCAUGGCGUCCAACAUAUUCGCGGCCGAGAAAGAUAAUGGAGUAAAAAACAACGUACGACAAGGAGCUCACAGAUUCUAUUUCAUUGGUGAUGCACCACGUCGCGGCCAGAAGACCGUCGACUCCCACAAUCGGCUGUUUGGGGAGCCCGCCCGCCCGAUCACCCCCGGCAAGAAUCACAUGAAGAGCAGCAUUCCCUUUGGCCAGAACACAGAGGCCGUCGCCUCCGCCCAGAAGCUGCUGACCACCAAUGGCCACUACAACGGCAAGAGCGGAUCGGUGUCCUCGGCCUCGUCUUCGGUGUCGUCCUCCACCGAGAACCUCAAGAUGAACAGUGGCUCGAGAUCAGUCUUCCGCAAUAUGAGCACAGCAGCAGCAGGACCAGACACCAAAGAAACAUCUCAACGCGAAUCCUUGUGUCCCCCAUCACCGGUCCCUAUCGAAGUACCAACCCCACCGGCUGACGGCCAGCCCAUUGACAAUUCGUGCCGAGAUAGCGAAGUAGGAGACGUGCCGGCCGAUAACAGCACAUACACCAAGUCCGACCAGGUGAACGAGGCCUGUCAAACUCGCCGAGACUCGGGAAAUAAUCCCGAACUUCCUCACUCGCUGGACCAGAUGGCUGGCGUGGCCAAUGUAAAGGAGCCCCUCGGGCUCUGUCCAAACGAAGUUAAAGAAGACGCGCAGGCGUGCUCCAAACUCGAUUCUCGCAAUCCGAUCACGGGCCUUGGUCUCAACGGAGAUGGUGUUGGCGGUCUCAAGCCCAAGAAGCUCAAGAUUCGAGAGGGCAACCCCGUCACAGGCGAGGGCUACAAGGCCGGAGGCAACGACUUUCACCACCGCCAGGAGUCAAACAAUGGCGGCACUCCGGUGAUCAACAAGAACCGCAUUCCCCCAGGCGGCUACUCGUCGGGACUCUGGUAAUGACAGCCGGAAUUGCUCAGAUCCCAGCACAAGCAAUGAGAGGGGGCCGAUGGCGGGACGAGACACCAUAAGAAAAACCAACAAAAGCUAAAAAAAAAAAUCAUACUACACAUAUAAUAUUACGCAUAACCCUACCCGCAUCCGUAUCCAAGGAAAACAGCUCAGAAAAUCGAAAGGCAGGCGGGAAAGGAGGAUGGCCAACGAAUAAUUAAGCGAGAGAAUAACAAUUGCUCAACGAUCCUGAAGAUGCAAUAAUGAGCGUCCCAGCUGUACACGCCGACGAGAAUUAAUCAACCACUUUUAGAGGGCGUCGUUGCACCCAAAACCUAUCACUACCAACCACCACAACACCACCACCCCAUUGCAAAUCUGUAAUUUAAAUUCCUUAGUUGGUGUAACUCCAUGAAACGCGUGUAGUCUCCAUAAAAAAAAAAAAACGCCCACGUUGGAGCAUCCGAUCCCCUGCCCGCUGCACUUGCGUAUUAUAUAUGAUAUUCCGGUUAGGUGGGACACACACCUACAUUAUCACCGCGGCGGUGUGUGCGUACGUGUGUGCGUGUGUGUGUGAGAGAGGGAGCGGGAAGCAAGGGUGCAAGCGGUGGCAGACGGAUGGGGGGUCCUUCAAUCACACCUGGAUUUUAUUUUAGUUGCUACUACACGCCACAUAUAUUUAUAUUUAUACCAACCGCAUUCACACGAACACUCACGAGAACACAUACAUUAUAAACAUUGUAUUACAUUACAUUAAAUAUGUAAUUUAAACGGUACGCCAGCACUUUCUAAUGUGCACGUACUAAUUAAGUGUAAAAAUACAAAAUUCAAGCGCGAAUAUUUGUUCAAUAAAAACCUUUCGUACAUAA